UCCGAGGGAGUUUUCUCGUGUCCCCGCAAAGUCUGGAGGCUCUCUCCCUGCAGCCGAGGGCCGGAGCGGGGCCGGGAAAGGGCGCGCUGAGCCGUGCAGAGGCACAGUGGCCGCGGAACGAGGUCCCUGCGGCGCACGCUGAGGCAGGAGGUCGGGGUCCCCAGCGAGGGGGCUGGGCCGGAGAAGACCUCGCGGGCGGCUGGGGGUCGGCCGGGCGCCGGCGCCCAGGCUGUUGGGGGAGGUUCGGGGCAUCCUAUCCUGGCCAUGGGCGCCGGCGGGGGAGGGACUCGCAGGUCCCCUCAGGGCUCCCGGCACUUGACUUGGGCAUUUCCCGGGUUUCCCAUCGCCAUCCAGCCUCGAAGCCGGCGGGACUGAAAAAGGGCUGCAGCCAAAUAUUCUUUUCCCUUUGAGGAGAGGGCCUAAGCCCGUCAGCCGGAGGGGACUCGAGAGGGCUGCCCGGCCCUCGGGGAGUGGAAGGAGCGGAGGUUGAAGAGGGCGUCGGGAGCGCAGCGCGCCCUCCUGGACCACCAAAUGCCUCCUGUGUUUCCCUCUCUGCUGAGUGGGCUUGGCCGCGCUGACCGCUCAGGUCGGGAGGGACGGACUACGCUUGUCGGGCUCUGACCGUGCCGCCUUCAUGUGGCUGCUGACGGGGACCCAGGAGGGAACGGGCAUGGGGCGAAGCCUCGCCCUCGCCGCUCCCCGCCUCCCAGGCGCCGGGGCUGGCGAUGUGGAGACGUGAGGGGACCCGCGGCUGCCCCGGCUUCUCCCGGACUCCAGAAGGCACCCGCGCGUGCCUCCGCGCCCAGGGCAGAAGAGGGCGGCGCGGAGGGCCGAGGCGGGCGCACCGGCGGGCGAAGACGGAGCCGGAGCCCCAGCCUCGCCAUGGGGCAUAACGGCAGCUGGAUCUCCCGGAACGCCAGCGAGUCGCGCAACGCGUCGGGCGCCAACCGCAGCGCGCUCGGGGAGGUCGGCGAGGCGCAGCUGUACCGCCAGUUCACCACCACCGUGCAGGUCGUCAUCUUCAUAGGCUCGCUGCUCGGAAACUUCAUGGUGUUAUGGUCGACUUGCCGCACAACUGUGUUCAAAUCUGUCACCAACAGGUUCAUUAAAAACCUGGCCUGCUCGGGGAUUUGUGCCAGCCUGGUCUGUGUGCCCUUUGACAUCAUCCUCAGCACCAGUCCUCACUGUUGCUGGUGGAUCUACACCAUGCUCUUCUGCAAGGUCGUCAAGUUUUUGCACAAAGUCUUCUGCUCUGUGACUAUCCUCAGUUUCCCUGCCAUUGCUCUGGACAGGUACUACUCAGUCCUCUAUCCACUGGAGAGAAAAAUAUCUGAUGCCAGGUCCCGAGAACUAGUGAUAUACAUCUGGGUCCAUGCAGUGGUGGCCAGCGUCCCUGUGUUUGCGGUGACCAAUGUGGCCGACAUCUAUGCCAUGUCCACGUGCACGGAAGUCUGGAGCAACUCCUUGGGCCACGUGGUGUAUGUUCUGGUCUACAACAUCACCACGGUUAUUGUGCCUGUGGCUGUGGUCUUCCUUUUCUUGAUACUGAUCCGCCGGGCCCUGAGCGCCAGCCAGAAGAAGAAGGUCAUCAUUGCAGCACUGCGGACCCCGCAGAACACCAUCUCUAUCCCCUAUGCCUCCCAGCGGGAGGCCGAGCUGCAUGCCACCCUGCUGUCCAUGGUGAUGGUCUUCAUCUUGUGCAGCGUGCCCUAUGCCACGCUGGUCGUCUACCAGACUGUGCUCAAUGUCCCUGACACUUCUGUCUUCUUGCUGCUCACGGCCAUUUGGCUGCCCAAAGUCUCUCUGCUGGCGAACCCUGUGCUCUUCCUCACUGUGAACAGAUCUGUCCGCAAGUGCUUGGUAGGGACCUUGGUACAACUGCACCACCGCUACAGUCGCCGGAACGUGGUGGGCACGGGGAGCGGGAUGGCUGACGCCAGUCUGGAGCCCAGCAUGCGCUCGGGCAGCCAGCUCCUGGAGAUGUUCCACAUUGGGCAGCAGCAGAUCUUUAAGCCCACGGAGGAUGAAGAAGAGAGUGAGGCCAAGUACACUGGCUCAGCUGACCUCCAGGCCAAGGAGCUACUUCCCUCCUGCCUGGAGGCAGAGCGGGAGCCACAGUUUGCAACCCCUGCACCACCCCCGGGCACAGUGGACUCUAUAUCUCAGGUGGCAUCAGCAGUCCCUGUGGAACCUGAGACGUUCCCUGACAAGUAUUCCCUGCAGUUCGGCUUUGGGCCUUUUGAGUUGCCUCCCCAGUGGCUCUCAGAGACCCGAAACAGCAAGAAGAGGCUCCUUCCCCCCUUGGGCAACACCCCAGAAGAGCUGAUCCAGACAAAGAUGCCCAGGGUAGGCAGGGUGGAGCGGAAGAUGAGCAGAAACAAUAAAGUGAGCAUUUUCCCCAAGGUGGACUCCUAGCGAACCUUGAAAAUGCCUGGAAGCAACAGACCUUCCAUGUUCUUGCCCUCCCUUCACUGGGCCUGUGACUUGUAUGAUCUCAUUGCAACCCAGGAUGGCUUGACUCCUCCUCUAUGGGCCAAAUGCUUUUGAAUGAGAGGGAAACCUAUA
Messenger RNA from Hippopotamus amphibius kiboko, 2565 nucleotides. It is a transcript of the gene GPR176, whose product is annotated as G protein-coupled receptor 176. Gene Ontology annotation, cellular component: plasma membrane. Bases 883 to 2415 code for a protein of 510 amino acids. Gene Ontology annotation, molecular function: G protein-coupled receptor activity. The transcript has 3 exons. The record is from RefSeq and is a predicted model, not a curated record. Gene Ontology annotation, biological process: G protein-coupled receptor signaling pathway. Lineage: Eukaryota; Metazoa; Chordata; Mammalia; Artiodactyla; Hippopotamidae.